Desarmillaria tabescens is the source of this 1332-nucleotide messenger RNA. Its product is annotated as Aldo/keto reductase. The record is from RefSeq and is a predicted model, not a curated record. The transcript has 5 exons. Lineage: Eukaryota; Fungi; Basidiomycota; Agaricomycetes; Agaricales; Physalacriaceae. Bases 169 to 1332 code for a protein of 387 amino acids.
CCGCAAAGUUCGUGCCGAUACCUUUCCCUUGGCGUGUUGGCCCAUUACGACUUACAUAUCGCGUUGCCGAUGCAUUGCGUAGAUAUGUUCCCCGUCAACGCCAGUGCUUACUGAUGGGUGUCGUGUAUAUUGGCCUGUAACGAUAUCUCCCCGUUCUCCUCAGCCUCGAUGUCUCUCUUCAAACUCGCUGAUGAUCCUCCCAUUAAGCUCGGCAUAUACCGUGUUUUGUUUUCACGCGCAGGAGUGAGGGUCUCCCCGCUGACCCUCGGCGCCAUGAGUAUCGGUGAUAAAUGGGCAGUGCAUGGUAUGGGAGCGAUGAACAAGGAGUCCAGUUUCCAGCUCCUAGACGCGUAUUUCGAUAUGGGCGGGAUCUUUAUUGAUACCGCGAACACAUACCAAGAUCAGUCCUCUGAAGAGUUCAUUGGUGAAUGGACAGAGAAACGAGGGAUAAGAGACCCGUCACCAGCUUGUCAUUGCUACCAAGGUAAAUCAUUUCCUGCCUCUAGUUUCCUACAAUUAAAUCCACAAACUACACCUAUGAACUACGUAGGGAAUAGCACCAAUUCUAUGCAUAUCAGCGUGAAAGCGAGUCUCAAGAAACUCCGAACAACAUACAUCGACAUCCUCUACGUGCACUGGUGGGAUUACGAGACGUCGAUUCCAGAAGUCAUGGAUAACCUGCACAGCCUCGUCGCGGGGCGGAAGGUUCUCUACCUCGAGAUCUCUGACACCCCCGCAUGGGUCGUUUCGCAAGCCAACCAGUAUGCCAUGGACCAUGGUAAGACGCCGUUCGUCGUCUACUGGCAGGGCAGAUGGGGCAUCCUGGAUCGUUCGUUCGAGUGGGAGAUCAUACCCAUGGCCAAGUCUCUGGGUUUGGCGCUCGCUCCAUGGGGUGUACUUGGGCAAGGGAAGCUACGGUCCGACGCGGAAGAACAGAGGAGGAAGGAGAGUGGGGAGAAAGGAAGGAAUAUCACGGGCCUGCCAGCUUGGGAGCGUACUGAGGUGGAGGCCAAGGUUUCCAGGGCCUUAGAGAAGGUCGCAGCUGAAAUUGGUGCCAAGAGCAUGACGGCUGUCGCUAUUGCAUACGUGAUGCAGAAAGCACCGUAUGUAUUCCCGAUCAUUGGAGGUCGGAAGGUGGAGCACAUCGAGGCGAAUAUAGAGGCGCUGGAUAUAUUAUUGUCGAAGGAGCAGGUCGAGUAUUUGAAGGGUGUCGUGCCUUUUGAUCCCGGGUUCCCUACGACGAUGAUCGGUAACGGAUCGAGGUAUAACCCAUUUCUUGCAUCGACCUCAAAGAUGGCGAAACUGCCAGCAUUGCAGCCUAUUAAAUCUUGA